Messenger RNA from Entrophospora sp. SA101, 2898 nucleotides. NCBI's taxonomy places the organism in Eukaryota, Fungi, Glomeromycota, Glomeromycetes, Entrophosporales, Entrophosporaceae. The record is from the annotation of a GenBank genome assembly.
AUGGGUGACUUUAAUGCCAUCAUUAACCCAAACAUAGAUAAAACACCACCAUCAAAAAAGAAUAACAACAAGUCAAACCUCAUUGAAUUCCUAAUCGACAACAAUUACAUAGACACCCAAAAAUACGCAUUUGACAAACACACUGAACACACAUGGCAAAGAAAUGCUAGCAGCAGUAGAAUUGACUUUAUUUGGGUAGAUAACAAUAUAUUUGAUAAAAUAACAAAAAUUAAUAAACCUUAUAUUCCCAACUACAAAACAGAUCAUAAAUGCCUAAGCAUAGAUUUAAACAUAAAAAUUAAAAAUUGGAAGACAACAUCAAACAUAGAAAGAUAUGUUUACAAUUGGGAAAAUACCAAACAAAUUAACAAUUAUAAAAAGAAAACCAACAAACUUGCUGCAAAAAUCAAUGAAAAUAAAUCCAUACUAAACAAUAUAGAAUCUCUGUGGUCCUUGAUAAAAUACAACUUGAUCAAAGCAAAGGAAUUGAAUAAAGAAAGAAUGACACAAAUUAAAAAAUCUAUUGAAGCAAGAAAUGAAGAUUUUUUCACUAACCAAAAAAAAUUCUACAACAAUAUCCUUAACAAAAACAAAAACAAUAUUAAAAUUGACAGAAUAAUUGAAAACGACAUGAUUAUUACCAACCCAAAUAUGAUCAAAGAAAAAAUAGAAAAUCACUUCUACAACUAUUUUAAACAUAAUGAAUUACCAGAUAUUACAGAAGACAAUGAAUUCUGGAAAAUCCUUCAACCAAAAAAUACACACAAAGAAAUACUUCUAAAUAUUCUAGACAAACCCAAAGAAGAAGAAUGGAUCCCCAUCAUUAAACACUUGCCCUCAAAAAAAGCUCACGGACCUUCUAACAUCUCGUAUGAACAUAUAAAACAUGCUCAUUACAACAUGCAGAAAUUAAUUAUACACUUAAUAUCAUUGUGCUAUAAAAGCAACAAUAUUCCAGAAGAAUGGAAAACAUCACAUGUCUAUCCAAUCCCAAAAAGAGAAGAUUGGGGAUACAAUAUUAAUAUUAUAAGACCAAUUGCUAUCAUUGAACCAGUCAAAAAACUCAUGACAAAAAUCUUAACAAUAAGAAUGGAAAAAUUAAUCAGAGAACACAAUAUUUUAAAAGGCUAUAACUUUGCUGCUCAAAAACACUCAUCACCACAAAUCCCAAUACAAAUAAUAAAUAACACUAUUGAACAUUGUCGGGAUACCAAAUCAGAAACAUGGAUAAUGUUCCAAGACAUGUCAAGGGCAUUUGAUAAUGUAAACAUUGAAAGACUGAUCAUUACUCUCAAAAGAAUAGACCUCCCAGAAAAUUUCAUAAAUUUGAUAAAAAAUAUUCAUACUGGAAGGAAAGCAAAAAUCAUUACUCCAUUUGGCCUAACUAACCCUAUAUCAAUUGAAUCAGGAAUUGAACAAGGAGAAACAUAUUCACCUUUAUUGUGGAAAUUAUAUUAUGAUCCUAUAUUACAAUACAUACAAGAAAAUGCACACAAUAACUUACUAACAAUCCAUAACAAGUCACCAUCAGAGACUUUACAUCAGAAAUCACAAACAACAAUCACUAUCCCCCCACUUGCAUUUGUUGAUGAUGUAUCAUGGAUUGCCAAUUCCAGAAGUGCCAUGAAAAAUAUAUUGGAAAUUACUCAAUGGUAUAAUAUACUAAACAACAUCCAAGUCAAUUUAAAAAAAUCAGAUUUAUUAAUUCUAAAUUCAACACAUGAUGAUCUUACCCUUAACAAUGAUCAAACAAUUUCUGUUACAAAAAAUAAACCCAUCAGGUACCUGGGAGUUUACUAUGACAAUAAAGGCAGCAGUAAACCCACUUUUGAAAAAAUAGUAGAAAAAAUCAAAAUAUUUACCAACAUCAUAAAAUAUAAAAAAUUAACAUACAAACAGUUAUUUAAAGUAUAUAAUACAACACUCAAAUCAUCAAUUGAAUACCUAAUACAAAUUAUUACACUCAACAACAAAGAGAUAUCAACAAUAAAUAACCUUAUAAGGAAAAUUUUCAAAUCAAAACUCAACUUCCCAAAAAACAUACACAAUGACACUAUACAAAAUUUUAUGCUUGAAAAUGUACAACCAAUUGAAGAUAUAUUCCUCAUAACCAAUACAAGAAUCUUGUAUGACAUUAUACACUCUAACUUCUCUUUGCUCAAAUCUUUAAUAGACAUACGUAUAAAAGAUUGGAAAAGAACUGGUUGGUUUCAUAACAUUGACAUUGAAACAUUCAGAAAAUUCUCCAAAGACACCAAAAAUAACAUGGUUGCAUCCAUCAUAACAGAAUUAGCUAAAAAUAACCUAAUCAUUAAGAACCCAAAUAACUCAUAUCUAGGAACUGAACACCCCAAUUUUACUGACAUACAUAAGACAGUUGACUAUAAGAUCCUCACAAAAAACAAAAAGGCAUUUAAACAACACAAUAUAAUCUUCCUAGAACAGAUUACCACACAUGAUAAUAGAAAUAUAUUACCAUGGAAUAAAUCUACAUCAGAAAAUUUGGAACUAAUAAAGCACGAAAGGAACCUAAAUGACAGAAGGAAAAAUAACUGGGCUAUUAUCGCAAAUGAUGAUAACUCAAUUAUGCUGAUUAAAUUAAUCAACAUCCAAAAAAACAAUUAUGAAUUCAAGGAAUUAAACAUAAUCAACAUAACCAAUAAUGGAAUCAUAACAGAAGUAACAGAACUCACUAACAAGAUUGAGAAUUGCAAAAUAUAUAAAACUGGUAAAAUCAAAAUCAACAAAAAAGACAACCAAAUCAUUUGGAAAAUACCAUAUUUAGAGCUGGUUCACAGUAUUCCAAAUCAAACCAAAUGGUUUGAUAUCUUUAAACCAAUUCCAUCAGAACUAUACAAAUUGAACCAUAUGACAUGGUACAAAUUAAAACCACAAUAA